CGGCAACAGAAAUGGAAGCAGAAGGUGACGCGGCGUGUGGGGGGCAGUCGGCGCUGGACGCACGCUCCCAGGUAGACGACAUCUACGAUAACAACGAUGGAGCAGCGUGUGGCGGGCAGUCUACACACUGCCUUCCCCGCGGCGUGCGCUCCCAAUUCGACAGUAACGACGACGACUACGGCGCCGUCAACGACGACAUGACGCACGGCGUUCCUCGUGGCACACCCUACGGAUUCCACAGCGACGACGAAGACGACGACUACGUCACCAACGAUGACGAUCUGAUGCACGUCAUUCCCCGCGGCGCAGCCUCCGGAUUUGACAGCAGCAGCGACGACGACGACGCGGGGGCGGACGACGCAGCGUCGCGGCUGCUGCGGGCGGCCGAGGCAGGCGACCUAGCCGCCAUCGAGGCGACCCUCGCGGCCGACCCGUCGCUCGUGAACGCGUGCGACGCAGACGGCUACACGCCUCUCCACCGUGCGUGCUACGCCGGCCGCCCGCGCUGCGUCCGCGCCCUCCUCGCGCGCGGAGCCGACCCGGCGGCGGAGACGCGCGACGGCUGGCGCCCCCUGCACAGCGCGUGUCGCUGGAACAGCUACGAGUGCGCGUCGGCGUUGCUGCGGGGCGGCGCGGACGUGAACGCGCGCACGCACGGACGCGUGACGGCGCUGCAUCUCGCGGCGUCGCACCCCGGCGCGCGCGAGACGUUGGAGCUGCUGCUGCUGGAGCGAUACGUCGAGCCGUGGCCCGUCAACGCCGCCGGUGACACGCCGUACGACGUGGCGCGCCGCGCGGGACCGCACGCUCACUUGUUCGAGGCUGUGGAGGAUUGCGCCACCUGUCUGUAUGAGAAGGAACCGCGGUAGACGUUCGCUUGUUUCGCAAUUGGGUUGUGCCACCUGUCUGUAUGAGAAGGAACCGCGGUAGAUGUUCACUUUUUUUCGAAAUUAGGUUGUACUACAUGCCAGCUAUCUGUAUGAGAAGAAACCUCAGUAAACGUUCGCUUGUUUUGUGAUUUGAGUGAAGGGUUGGGCCACCUGUUUUUACGAGAAGGUACAGCGCUAGACGUUCUCUUGUUUUGUGAUAACAGUGGAGGAUUGUGCCACCUGUGUGUACGAGAAGGAAACGCGGUAGAGGUCCACUUGUUUUACGAUUAAAGCAUCACGUCUGUAUGAGAAGGGACAGCAGUAAAUGCUCACUUGUUUUGCAAUCGGAGCUGAGUGAAGCAUAGGGAUGGCGAGAUUGGUUGAUAAUUUUUUUUCUUGGGAAUAAGGGGGUAAAAACAUGAUCCUGUCCUGAUUUCAAAACUUUUGCUUUAUACUACAUACCCUUUAGUAAAAUCCAGAAAAAUAGCCAGUCCUGGUGGGGAGUUACCAGGAUGGGGCUACAGAAUGUUCUGCUAUUUCUAACAUUGUGUAAAAGCAUCUUGGAUUUGCUGUUUAUCAUGCAAAUAUGCAGCAUGCAUAUAUAUAUUUAUGCAUUCAAGUGAUUGUUUUCAGGGAUGAGAUUCUUCCGCGGAUCCGCGGAAAUC
Molecule: messenger RNA, 1534 nt
Organism: Priapulus caudatus
Lineage: Eukaryota; Metazoa; Priapulida; Priapulimorpha; Priapulimorphida; Priapulidae
Product: ankyrin repeat domain-containing protein 49-like
Exons: 1
Coding region: 12-869 (285 amino acids)
Molecular function (GO): protein binding
Source: RefSeq, a predicted model, not a curated record